GAGGGAUCCGUGUCGGUAAAAUGAGACCACAGUCGGCAAUGAAAUUACACAUGCUGCUCGCUGUCUCCUUCAGCUGGGCACUCCGCGAGGCACCCCUGCCACCCAAGUACCAGCACCGUGACCCCGUGACCUCCGAGGUGCGACUGUGUGACCAGUGCCCCCCAGGCACGGCCGUACUGCGGCACUGUGAUGCCUCCUUGCCCACUGUGUGCACGCCAUGCCCCGAGCGGCAGUUCGCCGAGCACUGGCACUGGGGCGAGUCGUGCCAGCACUGCACUGCCGUCUGCAAGGAGCGGCAGCUAGUGCGGCACGAAUGCAACGGCACGCAGGACCGCCUCUGCGAGUGCGUCCAGGGACACUACCUGGUCGUGGAGUUCUGCGUGCGGCACACUGCCUGCCCCCCGGGCUCCGGCGUGGCCACGCUGGGCACGCCGGUGAGCGACACGCUGUGCGAGAAAUGUCCCGAGGGCUACUUCUCCAGUGUGGAAUCCACUAUGGAGCCCUGUGUGCCUCACAGGGACUGCGCAGAGCAGGGCCUGAGGACCCUCCACCCUGGGACGGCCACGCAAGACGCUGUGUGUGAAGCUGAGGUGGGCUCCGCCACUGACUGCCUCCAGCAGCAGCUGCAGUGUGAUACAGAUGUGACACUGUGUGAGGAGGCCAUCUUCCACUUCCUGCUGUCGCAGAGGCUGUCCUCGCUGCAGCUGGACCGGCUGGUGGAGAACCUGCCUGGCAGGAAGCUGGACAGGAAGAGCGUGGAGCGCAUCAAAAAGGCCUGCGGUCCCCACCAGCGCACACUGCAGCUGCUCAAGCUGUGGAGGGAGCAGAACAAGGACCAGGACAAGCUCGCUGGCAUCAUCCGAGGUGUGACCCACUGUGAGAGGAAGGUGUCCCGCUGUGCCAGCCUGAAGAACCUGACCCUGAGCGACCUGGUGGCCAUGAUGGAGAGCCUGCCGGGGGCCAAGGUGAGGGAGGAGGACGUACGGCAGGUGGUGAGCUCCUGCCCAUCACAGCGGCACGUCCUGCAGCUGCUGCACCUGUGGAAGGCACGCAAUGGGGAGCAGGACCUCGCCAAGGGACUGGCGCAGGGGCUGCGCGGGCUGCGUGGCCGGGACGUCUCACGCCAGCUGCUGCGGAGCAUCCGGCGCAUUGGCCGCAUCUUUAGCUCCUCCUCCAUACACAAGAUGCACGAGAAGAUGUUCCUGCAUGUCAUCCGGGAUGGCAAGUGCUUCAAGUCCAAGUCCUACAACGACUAGCCCCCUGGAGGCAAUGUGUCCUCCUCCUGCCACCCCCCCACUUCCCCAGUCACGGUCAUGCUUUACAAACCUCUGGAGGCCUUCGCUGGCAUGGCGCGGCACUGUAGAUCGCUCAUAAGCCAAUGCGGUGCCUUAUGAAGGAUGACAAAAUCCAGGUCAUGCAAAAUGCUGUGCAAAAUUAUGAAAUGCGGCACGCCAUGUCGCUUUGCUCAAGGAGGUCAGACCCACCCCAACCUAUACGUAUGCUUACAAGCCGUUUAUAACGCCACUACAGUGAAGUUCUGCUGUGGUAGUGAAGGUGAUACACAUGCUUUGAAGGCUUUGGGAGUGCCUGCUUUGUGUAAGCGUGACCAGUUUUUUUUUUUAACACAACAUAAACUUAUUUAAAAGUUGUAUAUAGUCUGCAAUCAUGGACGAAACCUGAACUGAACUGAAGAGCA
This is a messenger RNA of Megalops cyprinoides (Indo-Pacific tarpon), 1696 nucleotides long. Its product is annotated as tumor necrosis factor receptor superfamily member 11B-like. The coding region runs from base 21 to 1256 and encodes 411 amino acids. The transcript is spliced from 5 exons. Gene Ontology annotation, molecular function: protein binding. Gene Ontology annotation, biological process: signal transduction. The record is from RefSeq and is a predicted model, not a curated record. NCBI's taxonomy places the organism in Eukaryota, Metazoa, Chordata, Actinopteri, Elopiformes, Megalopidae.